AUGACACCUCUGCUCACAUCCACCUUUUUUCCAAGAGAACAUGAGUUCAACGCAGCCGUGAGAUACCAAAUCACGCUUGGAACACUCGAUCUAUGCAUGACCACCUGUUACGAAGAGAGUGACUGCACCUUCGUCAAAUACGAUGAGGGUGCAUGCACGAUCUACGUCGAUGGGACUGACGUGCAACCACCCAGUGAUAGAGUGUUUGAAAUAAAUCGCAGCCUAGCAGAUUCCACAUGUGAAUGCAAGAUACCGACACCAAAAGAAGUGGCGGUCAAGAGGAUUGCAGCCAAGCCCAGCGAUAACAGCAAGUCAUGCCGUGGAUUCCCAGAUGCUCUUACUAGUGUUUAUAUAUACAUAAAUGAGCAUAACAACUUUUUCUAUUCAACUGACUCUUCCGGAUUCCUUCCAAGAGGAGCAGGACCCAGUUAUAACGCAGAGGGCGGAGGCGAAGAAUGGCCAGACGAGGUGACAGGAUCUCAAGAUGGACGACAGAUGGGUGCACAACAAGGCCAACACCGCCUACAUUUCGCGACGGAAGCUUCUCUCCACGAAUUCGUCAUUCGACUAGUGUACCGUCAUUCAUCUGUCCUAGGCUUCCGAUUCCGAGAAGUCGGAAUGUCUUAUAUGUCAAAUUCCUCCUCAGCUUGGGAGACUCUGCCGGAGGGCGAACCUCCGCUGUACAUCGCAGUUCAACGCCCAGAGUCACCUCCACGCCACUAUGAAGCGAUGACACCUAUGCUCACGUCCACCUUUUUUCCAAGAGAACAUGAGUUCAAAGCAGCUGAAAAAUACCAAAUUACGCUUGGAACACUCGAUCUAUGUAUGACCGCCUGCUACAAAGAGAAUGACUGCACUUUCGUCAAAUACGAAGAGGCUAGGGGCGCAUGCACAAUCUACAUCGAUGGGACUGACGUGCAGCCACCCAGUGAUACAGUGUAUGAAAUAAAUCGCAACCUAACAGAUUCCUCAUGUGAAUGCAAGAUACCGACACCAACAGAAGUGACGUUCAAGAGCAUUGAAGCCAAGCCCACCGACAGCAGCAAGUCGUGCAAUGGAAUCCCAGAUGCAGUGACUGCUGUUUAUGUAUAUUUCAAAGGGGAUUUGCGCCUCUAUUCGACUGACCCUUCCGAAUUGAUUCGAGGAGAGCCCGUUUUGAAGUGA
Molecule: messenger RNA, 1164 nt
Organism: Necator americanus (New World hookworm)
Lineage: Eukaryota; Metazoa; Nematoda; Chromadorea; Rhabditida; Ancylostomatidae
Exons: 6
Coding region: 1-1164 (387 amino acids)
Source: RefSeq, a predicted model, not a curated record